This is a messenger RNA of Octodon degus (degu), 1954 nucleotides long. RefSeq names its product heat shock protein 90 alpha family class A member 1 (gene Hsp90aa1). The transcript is spliced from 9 exons. Lineage: Eukaryota; Metazoa; Chordata; Mammalia; Rodentia; Octodontidae. The coding region runs from base 1 to 1818 and encodes 605 amino acids. Gene Ontology annotation, biological process: protein folding; cellular response to heat; protein stabilization. Gene Ontology annotation, molecular function: disordered domain specific binding; ATP-dependent protein folding chaperone; ATP binding. Gene Ontology annotation, cellular component: nucleus; neuronal cell body; perinuclear region of cytoplasm. The record is from RefSeq and is a predicted model, not a curated record.
AUGGCGCUGCCACAGGGGCGGGCCGAGGCGGGGUCCUCAGCGCGCGGGCCCGGGGCCGCCGCCUGCUCUGGGCCGCCUGCGGGAGCGCCGCUCUCCUGGAGAGGGACCCAGACCCAGGACCAGCCCAUGGAGGAGGAGGAGGUGGAGACCUUCGCCUUCCAGGCGGAGAUCGCGCAGCUCAUGUCCCUGAUCAUCAACACCUUUUACUCGAACAAAGAAAUCUUCCUGCGGGAGUUGAUUUCCAACUCGUCCGAUGCUUUGGACAAAAUCCGGUACGAAAGCCUGACCGACCCCAGUAAGCUCGACUCCGGCAAGGAGCUGCACAUCAACCUCAUUCCGAACAAGCAAGAUCGCACCCUCACCAUCGUGGACACUGGGAUUGGGAUGACCAAGGCCGACCUGAUCAAUAACCUCGGCACCAUAGCCAAGUCGGGCACCAAGGCCUUCAUGGAGGCUUUGCAGGCAGGCGCCGACAUCUCCAUGAUUGGCCAGUUCGGUGUGGGUUUCUACUCCGCUUACCUGGUUGCUGAGAAAGUGACUGUGAUCACCAAGCAUAACAAUGACGAGCAGUACACCUGGGAGUCCUCAGCAGGAGGGUCCUUCACUGUGAGGACGGAUGCGGGCGAACCUAUGGGCCGAGGAACAAAGGUUAUCUUGCAUCUGAAAGAAGACCAAACUGAGUACUUGGAAGAAAGAAGAAUAAAAGAGAUUGUGAAGAAGCAUUCACAGUUCAUUGGUUAUCCCAUUACUCUUUUUGUGGAGAAGGAACGAGAUAAAGAAGUGAGUGAUGAUGAGGCUGAAGAAAAGGAGGACAAAGAGGAAGACAAAGAAAAAGAAGAAAAGGAGUCUGAUGACAAGCCUGAAAUAGAAGAUGUUGGGUCUGAUGAAGAAGAGGAAGAAAAGAAGGAUGGUGACAAGAAGAAGAAGAAGAAAAUUAAGGAGAAGUAUAUUGACCAACUUGGCAUACAUGAAGACUCUCAGAAUCGGAAGAAGCUUUCAGAACUGCUACGCUACUACACAUCUGCUUCUGGGGAUGAGAUGGUUUCUCUCAAGGACUACUGUACCAGGAUGAAGGAGAACCAGAAGCACAUCUAUUACAUCACAGGUGAAACCAAGGACCAGGUAGCUAACUCGGCCUUUGUGGAACGGCUCCGGAAGCACGGCUUAGAAGUGAUCUACAUGAUCGAGCCCAUUGAUGAGUACUGUGUUCAGCAGCUGAAGGAAUUUGAGGGGAAAACUUUAGUGUCGGUUACCAAAGAGGGCUUGGAACUUCCAGAAGAUGAAGAGGAGAAAAAAAAACAGGAAGAGAAAAAGACAAAGUUUGAAAACCUGUGCAAGAUCAUGAAAGACAUCUUGGAGAAAAAGGUUGAAAAGGUGGUCGUGUCAAACAGAUUAGUGACGUCCCCAUGCUGUAUUGUCACAAGCACAUAUGGCUGGACAGCGAACAUGGAAAGGAUCAUGAAAGCCCAAGCCCUAAGAGACAACUCCACGAUGGGUUACAUGGCAGCAAAGAAGCACCUGGAGAUAAACCCUGACCACUCGAUUAUUGAGACCUUGAGGCAGAAGGCCGAGGCUGAUAAGAAUGACAAGUCUGUGAAGGACCUGGUCAUCCUGCUGUAUGAAACCGCACUGCUGUCCUCUGGCUUCAGCCUGGAAGACCCGCAGACCCACGCGAACAGGAUUUACAGGAUGAUCAAGCUGGGUCUAGGUAUUGAUGAGGACGACCCCACCGCCGAUGACACCGCUGCUGCUGUUAAUGAGGAGAUGCCUCCCCUCGAAGGAGAUGACGACACGUCACGCAUGGAAGAAGUCGACUGAGCUCGGCCCGAAGCAGCACUAAUUCGUGCUCAGUGCUUUAGUCUUCAUUCCCUCUGAUAAUAUAUAUUUUCAAGGAUUUUUUUGUUCAGUCUGUGUGGCAUGAUAACUGCUUUUAAGGGGAAGAUAAGAUUUCUUU